This is a messenger RNA of Penicillium samsonianum, 234 nucleotides long. RefSeq lists its product as uncharacterized. The record is from RefSeq and is a predicted model, not a curated record. Bases 1 to 234 code for a protein of 77 amino acids. NCBI's taxonomy places the organism in Eukaryota, Fungi, Ascomycota, Eurotiomycetes, Eurotiales, Aspergillaceae. The transcript has a single exon.
AUGUUCAGCAACUCCUCCAACGCGUCUUCAAAGACCACAUCGAGCGCAGCCUCAACCCACUCCACCGUCUCCACAGCGACAACCCUCAAUACACCCGACGGGUCAAUCAAGAACCACAAGUGGUACUCGCUCGGCUCGAAGUCCUUGAGCUCCGAUUCCAAGAAUACUGCCACAGACAUUCAGCAGAAGAAGCUGCACAACGAGGCUCUUGCUAGCUACUUCAGCCUGCGCUAA